AUAUGAAUUUUUGACACAGUAUUUUUCUGUCCGUAUUGUGUUUUGGUUGUGUUUUUUAUAAUUUGUGUUAUAAAUUAAUUUCGUGACUGCUGUGUUGUGUUACUUUUCUAAUGUUAUUUAAGUGUUAACAGCAUCCAACAUGCCGGUGUUCCACACAAAGAUUAUCGAGAGUAUUUUAGAGCCAGUGGCUCAACAGGUUUCACGUCUGGUGAUCCUCCAUGAAGAAGCGGAAGAUGGCAACGCUAUGCCAGACCUGGCACGGCCCGUGCAGGCUGUGUCGCUGGCAGUCAAUAACUUAGUCAAGGUUGGCCACGAAACUAUCGAAUCAUCAGACGACGUGGUCCUUCGAACUGAUAUGCCAGGCGCAUUGCGAAGAGUGGAAGGUGCCGCCACAUUGCUGCAGCAGGCCUCCGAUAUGUUGAGGGCUGACCCUUACUCCGGCCCUGCCAGGAAAAAGCUGAUCGAAGGGUCCCGUGGAAUUCUUCAAGGUACAUCGGCGCUGCUUCUCUGUUUUGACGAGUCGGAAGUCAGAAAAAUUGUCAAAGAGUGCAAAAAGGUUCUAGAUUAUCUGGGCGUAGCUGAAGUCAUCGAUACAAUGGAAGAUUUGGUCCAGUUCUUAAGAGACAUCUCCCCAGCACUAUCAAAAGCAGCCAGAGAGGUAGCGGCGCGAGCGUCAGAAUUAACGCAUCCUCCACACGCGGAAACAUUAACGCGAUGCCUGGAGAGUGUGAAGCGCCUUGCGCCGGUCCUGAUCUGCGCUAUGAAGAUAUACAUACACAUCCUGUCUGAGGGGGGCAAAGGGAUUGAAGAUGCGGCUGAGAACAGAAAUUAUCUAGCGCAACGGAUGGCGGAUGAAAUACACGAAAUUAUUCGAGUGCUUCAGCUGACGUCGUACGUGGAAGAUGGCGGCGAGAAAGACAACGUAGCGGUUCUGAAAGCGCUGCAGAACAUGAUUCACAACAAAACGGGCGCUGCGCACGAGUUCCUUAACGAUCCAGAUGCACUUCGCAACAGUUUUGGUGAGAGGGCGCUGCGAUCAGUUUUAACAUCAGGACAAAGGGCAGCGGAACACUUGGCGCCCGCGCAGGCUGACACUCUGAGAAGGACUGUCAGAUCCGGCGGGAUUAAUGCGGACUUGUUAUGCGACGAGCGACAAUAUGGCCACGGACGAGAACCUAAGGCGCAAAAUCUAGCAUCGGAGUUACGUGGGCAAAUCAAUGAAGUGGACAGCGUCGUCAACGAGGGAGUCCGCGCGGCCGAGAAGCAAGGAGGGAAGACCCUUGCGGCCAGAUUGGAGACAGCUCACAAGUGGUUGUUGCACCCUGCCGCAGAUCCGUCCACCAGGAUCGAGGGGCAGAAGGCCAUCAACAGCAUCGUUUCCCAGGGACAGAGGAUAGCUGACAAUCUUCAAGGUAGAGAAAAGGCAGAAGUCAUGCAACUGUGUUCGGAAGUGCAGAGGUUGGCCAACCAGUUGGCCGACUUGUGUAUGAGUGGCCAAGGGGACACGGAAGAGGCCAGGGCUGUUACCAGGGAUUUGACGGACAAGCUGCACGAGCUGAAGCGCAGUAUGGAGCGCGCAGUCGUCAACAGGGUGGUGGAGGAUUUCAUUGAUGUUGCGGCUCCUUUGAGGCACUUCACCGACGCUGUCAAUGCUCCUGAAGGAACUCCGGGUCGCGAGGCAAACUUCCAUGACAGGUCGAAUGCUCUGGCGGCGUUCAGCCAGAAAGCGGCCGCCGCCGCCGGCAUGGUCGCAGCCGGGGUCAGGCAUAACAAGAGGCUGGCUGACCAACUCAUACACAACGCACAGGAGGUGGAGAAACUUUCCCCUCAACUGAUCUGCGCCGGCAAAAUCCGUUUGCACUAUCCUGAUAGCAAAGUAGCUGAAGAACAUUUCAACAAUCUGAAAAACCAAUACUCGGACGCAGUGUUGCGUUGCAGAGACCUUUGUGACCAGGCUGUCGAUCCUUUGGACUUCGUCAGAACUGCUGGUGAAUUGAUGCAAAAGCACACAUACUUAUGUGAGGAUGCCAUCCGUAACAACGACUCGCAGAAAAUGGUUGACAAUACUUCAGCUAUCGCUAGGUUAGCGAAUCGAGUUCUUUUAGUGGGAGGUUCAGAAAGAGAAAACACAGAAGAUGGCGAAUUCGCGGCCGCCAUUGCUGCGGCGCAACAAAGACUACAGGCGGCCAUAGCGCCCGCGGUACGCGCCGCUAAACGAGUAGCGCUCAACGACCGUACUGCCGUCCCGGUCUGGCGCGCCGCCAACAACGAGAUAAUCAAAGCAGCAAGCGGCGUGGAAGAAGCCCUAUCUCGCCAAUACGCGCCACCACCGCCGCCACCAGCCUUGCCCGAAGCCCUCAGCGCCCUGCACAUUGCGCCCCAGCACGCGCCGCCCCGUCCCCCGCCCCCUGCGCUCAGCGCACCCCCGCGCCCGCCACCUCCGGACACGGACGACGAGGGAGAGGACAUCUUCAGGAGGCAGCCUCACCCCAGCCAGCCUAUAUUGGUGGCCGCACACAACUUGCACAAGGCAGUGCGGGAGUGGUCGUCCAAAGACAACGAGAUCAUCGCUGCGGCCAAACGUAUGGCCAUCCUUAUGGCCAGGCUCUCGGAUCUGGUGCGAUCUGACUCUAAAGGUAGCAAGCGCGAGUUGAUAGCGACGGCCAAAGCGAUCGCUGAGGCGUCCGAGGAAGUCACUCGUUUGGCCAAGAAGCUGGCCCUGGAAUGUACCGACAAGAGGAUAAGAACCAAUUUGCUGCAAGUGUGCGAAAGAAUUCCGACCAUCGGCACUCAACUCAAGAUCCUUUCGACCGUCAAAGCCACCAUGCUGGGUGCUCAAGUCGGAAUGCCGGAUUAUAAAGGUAGCGAGGAGGAUCAAGAAGCCACGGAGAUGUUGGUUGGAAACGCACAAAACUUGAUGCAGAGCGUAAAGGAGACGGUGAAAGCGGCCGAAGGGGCUUCCAUCAAGAUUCGUACGGAGCAAGGCGCCUACCGUCUACGCUGGGUGCGUCGCUCGCCGUGGUACCAGAUCUAAAGGAUGUACCAGCUACCAUGGAACAACGUCACAAACAUACACUUCAUAUCCUCACCAACUUUAUACCAUGUACCCAUUUUAUACUCUGUAGUCUGUACCACCCAUGUGCCCUUACCUUUACAUUAUACAUAACCAGAACGCUAGCAAAAACGAAAACAGGUUAUAGUACUGAUGAUUACUGAUAUGAUACCAUAAAAAAAGCUGCGACUUUUUAAAGUCCUGUAUUUUUUUAAAGUUCACAACAUCUGACUGACGCUAGAGGUCAAUUAACUUCUGCCCAUAAAAGGUAGUGAAACUGUACAUUGUGAUUGUGUUGUGAAAUUACCCCUUCUAAUGAAAAACGUGUGAUUAUAGAAAGAAAGUGCCAUUGGUUAGUGCUUUACAGAAUAAUAUUGAAUAUUAAAUUAUACACAAUGAGUGUAUAUAAAUAUACACAAAACUAAAACUAGUUAGAACUAUUAGAUUGACAAGAAAUUAAACAUAACGAAAAAUAGUUUUUUUAAAGAUUUCUGUAUUUUCCUUUUACAUAAAUUGAACUAAAAAAAAUUUGAGGUAGACAUUCUCUUGAAUCUUUGUGUCUAUUAGUUUGAAUUGAAUCUAAUACUUCCUUAGAUAAAAGUAGUCCGUUUUUAAUGUUUUCACUAUCAUUAGUUGAUAGUAUUUUAGUUUUGUGUAUAAUAAAAAUUAGUGUAACAGCUGUUAGUAUUAGGUAAUAACUAUAAAAUAUAUAUUUUAAUAUGAAUUAGUAGUAAUAUUAUUGUAACGGUAUAUAGUUUUGGAAUAGUCUGCUGAGUACUCUUUUGAUUAAAAAAAAAAUUUAACUAAAACAUGUAACAUGGCUAAAUUAUGGUGUGGACAUACCUUAAGUUGCAAUAUUAAAUUAAAAGCGUUAGUUAAUUCGAUUGGAUGCUACACAAAAUUUACUAACAGGACUAAAAUUAGUGCGAUAAUUUUCACAAUGUUCACUUGCGUUUUAGAUACAUUUUAGUUUAAUUUUAGUUUUUUGUACAAUUCAAUUAGUUCUAGGGCUUCAUGCUUUAACUUGACUCGCGAAGUUUGUUAAGUAGAUGUUAUCUAAAAAUUGACAUGAUAUAAAAGUGAUAUAAUAUAUUUUUAUAUGAGUGGAUGAAUGGAAAAAUACCACUAAAAACUAAAACUAAUAUUAUUCUAGACUUAAUAAUAAAUAAUGUUGUAAGAAAAAAAUGUAGCUAAAUAUACAUACUUUUUUUUUUGCUUUUUCUGUUGAUUAACGUGAUUACUUUUAAGUCUGUAUGUCAGUGUGUUUAUAUGUAACAUUUUAUAGCAACGAUUUUACUCUUUUUUUUUGUUAAUAGGUGUAGUCUUAUUUAUUUUUUAAUAAAGCUUUUUAAUUUA
Molecule: messenger RNA, 4408 nt
Organism: Maniola jurtina (meadow brown)
Lineage: Eukaryota; Metazoa; Arthropoda; Insecta; Lepidoptera; Nymphalidae
Gene: Vinc
Product: vinculin
Exons: 27
Coding region: 140-3034 (964 amino acids)
Biological process (GO): cell adhesion
Molecular function (GO): actin filament binding
Source: RefSeq, a predicted model, not a curated record